GAUAACAUUUCGUGGAGAUUGGGAGCAAAGGGAGGUCUCGUUUUGGAGCGGGGGUGGAUCGCUACAGGAUACAGCGAAAAGGUCCAUGCAAGGCAGGAUCGCGGCGCAAGCAUUCAGUUUUGACCAGCCAUUUAAGCCCUAUCUGAAGGAUGAGUUUGUUAUGGCAUUUUUUAAUGAUCAAAAUGUGAACUCCAGUUUAAAGUUGCUCUCACCUUCAGGACAGUGGACUACUUUGGGUUCUAAAGUGAUAAAAAUUGAAGCUACAGAACUGCUCUGUACACAGAUUUCAAUGUCAUUUUUUGAUCGGCUAUACACCGAAGGAGUUGUUAGAGAAACUGGACAUAUUGUGAAAUGUUAUGAUGAAUAUUGUGAUGAUAUUCUCAUCGCUGAUGAAUUAAGGAAGGCCUUGCUUCUGGAAGAUUCAGACCAUUAUGACCUAUUCAGUCAGUCAGAUCGCAAGGAGUUUCUGUUUUGUCUUUUUAAGCAUCUUUGUCUUGGAGGAACUGUCUGUCAGUUUGAGGAUGUACUUGGCCCAUACUUAGAAACUACAAAAGCUUUAUAUAAAGACUUGGUAAGUGUUCAAAAGAAUCCAGGAACAAAAGAAAUAAGCAUUACUUCUACUGUCUUCAGAGUGUCUGCAUAUGAUGAGAAUGGCCUAUGUUAUCCUUCAAACAAAAGCCAUGAACAGACAUUUGCCUAUUUGAUUGUGGACCCUUUCAAACGACACGUCCAUACGUUGUAUCAUUGUUUUGGUGGAAGCUUCUUUGGAACCUAGUUUAUUAACCUGGUUGUUCCCAAAUUUUAUAAUAGAGGUGUUGCUCUUUCUGCAUGAAUUCAAGUAGAAGUCGCACGGUUUUCUUAGGAGGAAGCAUGUACUCCUUCAUUACACAACCUCUGAGUGGUUACAUGUUUUAUAUUGCUGUUACUGUGCGGUUAGCGAAAAAAAGUUUUGUAUAAUUUUUGACUAGUUUAUUUUUAGAGGAAUACUUUCUGAAGCUGUUUGCCCGAUAGUUGUGCCCCCUCUUCCCUCACCCGCGUUAUCUAAUAAACGGCAUUUCUCAACA
This is a messenger RNA of Struthio camelus australis, 1064 nucleotides long. RefSeq names its product cilia and flagella associated protein 300 (gene CFAP300). NCBI's taxonomy places the organism in Eukaryota, Metazoa, Chordata, Aves, Struthioniformes, Struthionidae. The record is from RefSeq and is a predicted model, not a curated record.